AUGGGGCGAUACUUAUCAGCAGUCAGUGCUUUUGCGAGUGGAUUGUUAGAGUAUGAAACGCAAAAGGUGGUACAGAUUCACUCUUUGAAGGUGGGCAUAACGUUCCGCCUCAUCCAACUGGGCAUUAUCCUCUAUGUGGUCGUGUGGGUGAUGAUUUUUGAGAAGGGCUAUCAACAGUUUGAUCACGCAGUCAGCGGCGUAACGGCAAAGCUGAAAGGUAUUGCGUUCGCCAAUGUUACGGACAAUCCAGCUAUUGGUGCGUCUGUUUGGGACGCUGCGGACUAUGUGAUUCCACCACAACAAAAUUCGGCGUUUUUUGUAAUGACUAAUCUUGUUUCCACACCAGGACAAUCACUUGGACGUUGUGAAGAGUCACAUGAUGUGUACGGUAACAACUGCUCGAACGAUACGCAGUGUACCGCCGGUCAUCUUGUAAUGACCGGGAGUGGAGUCCAGACUGGUCGCUGUGUUCCUUCAACCAGACAGAAGGGGCUGAAAGUUUGUGAAAUCUACGGUUGGUGUCCAACGGAACACGAUAUCACACCCAAACCCCAUUUGCUAGCUUCAGCUGAGAAUUUUACCGUGAUGUUAAAAAACAGUAUUGAAUUUCCGCGUUACCGUGUGAAGCGCCGCAAUAUACUCAAGUGGAUGGAUAAAUUAUUUCUCAAGACUUGCCGUUACAAUCCAAAUGAUGAGCGGCUAAAGUUUUGCCCGAUAUUUCGUCUCGGAGAUAUUUUAAAGUAUUCAGACGCCCAAAACAAGAACCUAUGGCAGAACGGGGGUAUGGUAUCAAUCCACAUUGAGUGGACCUGCAAUCUGGAUUUUGACGUAGAGAAAUGUGUUCCAAAAUAUGUGUUUCGUCGUUUGGAUGAUUUUGAAAGCCCAGUAGCCAAAGGAUGGAACUUCCGUUUUAGCCAGCACUACAUGGAGAAUGGGACACACAAACGAAAUCUUAUCAAAGCACACGGCAUACAAUUCUUCAUCACUGUGUAUGGAAAAGGUGGGAAGUUUAAUAUCAUCCAAUUUUCUAUGAAUUUGGGCUCCGGGCUGGCGUUAUUGGGAAUCGCCACUGUGUUGUGUGAUAUGAUUGUCCUGAACACUACUCGGAAACGGGAACUCUAUCGGAAGGCUAAAGUAGAUCUGAUUGCGCAACGAAAAGCGAAAGAGCGGCUUAGCAAGCAAAUUCGUGAGUUGGAAAUGCAGAAGAAGGCAAAGUUGAGAGAAGCAACCGAAGACGCAGAAGUUCAAGUAGAACAGGAAGAUCAGGAUCCGUACAAGCCAAACAAAAACACGUCAGAACAAAAUCUAGUGCACAAAAUUUCGUCAGGUCACCCAGACAGCAGACUAUUGUCGCCAAAGCGUGUAUCGGACAAGUGCUGGACUGAUGAGACCUGUGUGGUUCCGUCGACAAGUUUAGAACGCACGAACCAAAAGUCCAAUCAUUUUCCUAUCGGCCAGCCAAGCUUGUUGGGUUUCUGUAUUCCUGACGCAAACAAACCUGUCCCAGAAGCUCUAGGAUGUGCUUAUACUCAAAAAACACCAAACGAAAGACCGAUACCACAAUACAAUUCAAAAGAAGAGGUGCCAGUUAGGCAGCAUGUAGACAACAGUGAGUACAUUCCACAAAGUUUAAACAUUCCAUUUGGUCCACCUACUACUAAAAAGAGAAAUCCACGGUUUUGA
Messenger RNA from Opisthorchis viverrini, 1683 nucleotides. RefSeq lists its product as hypothetical. Gene Ontology annotation, cellular component: plasma membrane; nuclear inner membrane. The transcript has a single exon. The coding region runs from base 1 to 1683 and encodes 560 amino acids. Lineage: Eukaryota; Metazoa; Platyhelminthes; Trematoda; Opisthorchiida; Opisthorchiidae. Gene Ontology annotation, molecular function: extracellularly ATP-gated monoatomic cation channel activity; purinergic nucleotide receptor activity. The record is from RefSeq and is a predicted model, not a curated record. Gene Ontology annotation, biological process: monoatomic cation transmembrane transport; response to ATP.